CAACAGGUGGCGUUGAGACAGUUCUGGAGGGAAAUGAUGAUCGAGAUUCAACAGACGAACGAUUUUAAGAAUCAUUUGUUACCGCUGGCGAGGAUUAAAAAGAUUAUGAAGAGCGACGAGGACGUGCGGAUGAUUUCGAGCGAGGCGCCCGUGCUCUUCGCCAAGGCGUGCGAGAUGUUCGUUCUAGAGCUCACCACUCGCGCGUGGGCGCACGCGCAGGAGAAUAAGCGGCGGACUUUACAACGCAGCGACGUCGCGGCGGCGAUCACGAAGACAGAUAUUUUCGACUUUCUCGUCGACAUAGUCCCGCGAGAG
This is a messenger RNA of Ostreococcus lucimarinus CCE9901, 315 nucleotides long. RefSeq lists its product with no specific name. Lineage: Eukaryota; Viridiplantae; Chlorophyta; Mamiellophyceae; Mamiellales; Bathycoccaceae. The annotation marks the transcript as partial. The transcript has a single exon. Gene Ontology annotation, molecular function: DNA-binding transcription activator activity, RNA polymerase II-specific; protein heterodimerization activity. Gene Ontology annotation, biological process: regulation of DNA-templated transcription. The record is from RefSeq and is a predicted model, not a curated record. Gene Ontology annotation, cellular component: nucleus.